CCAGAACUUGUUAAAAAAAAAGAAAAAAGAAAAAAAAAAGACAGAAAGAAAGAAAAAAAAAUCCUGAAACCUCUGUAUGUCAACGUAAGCAGAUGUUGGUGUAGAAUUUACAAGGAUGAGAAGGCUAUAAAACCUCCCUUGAGCCACUCACAGUUCAUUUCAAGGCCAAGAACGCCCCCAAAAUCUGUUUCUAAUUUUACAGAAAUCUUUUGAAAUUUGGCACGGUAUUCAAAAGUCCGUGGAAAGAAAAAAACCUUGUCCUAGCUUCAGCUUCCAACUCUGAAGACAGACUUGCUUCUUUUCAACGGUUUUCACAGAUCCGGUGACCCACGCUCUGAAGUCAGAAUUAGCUAACUUUCAAAAACAUCUGGAAAAAUGAAGACGUGGUUAAAAAUUGUAUUUGGAGUUGCCACCUCUGCUGUGCUUGCUUUAUUGGUGAUGUGCAUUGUCUUACGUCCUUCAAGAGUUCAUGACUCCGAAGGAGGUACAACAAGAGCACUCACACUGGAGGAUAUUUUAAAUGGGACAUUUACCUAUAAAACAUUUUUUCCAAACUGGAUUUCAGGACAAGAAUAUCUUCAUCAGUCUACAGAUAAUGAUAUAGUAUAUUACAAUAUUGAAACAGGAGAAUCAUAUACCAUUUUGAGUAAUGCCACCAUGAAAAGUGUGAAUGCUUCAAAUUAUGGCUUAUCACCUGAUCGUCAAUUUGCAUAUCUAGAAAGUGAUUAUUCAAAGCUUUGGAGAUACUCUUACACAGCAACAUAUCACAUCUAUAACCUCAAUAAUGGAGAGUUUAUAAGAAGAAAUGAGCUUCCUCGUCCAAUUCAGUAUUUAUGCUGGUCGCCUGUUGGGAGUAAAUUAGCAUAUGUCUAUCAAAACAAUAUCUAUUUGAAACAAAGACCAGAAGACCCACCUUUUCAAAUAACAUAUAAUGGAAGAGAAAAUAAAAUAUUCAAUGGAAUCCCAGACUGGGUAUAUGAAGAGGAAAUGCUUGCUACAAAACAUGCUCUCUGGUGGUCUCCUAAUGGAAAAUUUUUGGCAUAUGCAGAAUUUAAUGAUACAGAGAUACCAGUUAUUGCCUAUUCCUAUUAUGGUGAUGAACAAUAUCCUAGAACAAUAAAUAUUCCAUACCCAAAGGCUGGAGCUAAGAACCCUGUUGUUCGGAUCUUUAUUAUCGAUACCACUUAUCCUCAGCAGACAGGUCCCAGAGAAGUGCCAGUUCCAGCAAUGAUAGCAUCAAGUGAUUAUUAUUUCAGUUGGCUCACAUGGGUUACUGAUGAACGAGUAUGUUUGCAGUGGCUAAAAAGAAUCCAGAACGUUUCAGUUCUGUCCAUAUGUGAUUUCAGGGAAGGCUGGCAGACAUGGGAUUGUCCAAAGGCCCAGGAACAUAUAGAAGAAAGCAGAACUGGAUGGGCUGGUGGAUUCUUUGUUUCAACACCAGUUUUCAGCUAUGAUGCCAUUUCAUACUACAAAAUAUUUAGCGACAAGGAUGGCUACAAACAUAUUCACUAUAUCAAAGACACUGUGGAAAAUGCUAUUCAAAUUACAAGUGGCAAGUGGGAGGCCAUAAAUAUAUUCAGAGUAACACAGGAUUCACUGUUUUAUUCUAGCAAUGAAUUUGAAGACUACCCAGGAAGAAGAAAUAUCUAUAGAAUUAGCAUUGGAAGCUCUCCUCCAAGCAAAAAGUGCAUUACUUGCCAUCUAAGGAAAGAAAGGUGCCAAUAUUACACAGCAAGUUUCAGUGACUACGCCAAGUACUAUGCACUUAUCUGCUAUGGCCCAGGCCUCCCCAUUUCCACCCUUCAUGACGGCCACACUGAUCAAGAAAUUAAAAUCCUGGAAGAAAACAAAGAAUUGGAAAAUGCUUUGAAAAAUAUCCAGCUGCCUAAAGAGGAAAUUAAGAAACUUGAAGUGGAUGAUAUUACUUUAUGGUACAAGAUGAUGCUUCCUCCCCGGUUUGACAGAUCAAAGAAGUAUCCCUUGCUAAUUCAAGUGUAUGGUGGUCCCUGCAGUCAGAGCGUAAAGUCUGUAUUCAGUAUUAAUUGGAUUUCUUAUCUUGCAAGUAAGGAAGGGAUAGUCAUUGCCUUGGUGGAUGGCCGAGGAACAGCUUACCAAGGUGACAAACUCCUGUAUGCAGUAUAUCGAAAGCUGGGUGUUUAUGAAGUUGAGGACCAGAUCACAGCUGUCAGGAGAAUCUUCUGCCUAAUGGAGAGCCAUAGAAGAGAUAGCUCAAAGAAAGAUCUACCAAGAGAUCUACCAAUUUCUCACAUAAAGACUGUGUGUGCCUUGAUGGGAAUAUGAACACCAUUGUCAGUGUUACAGACCUAAUUCUUUAAGAUUUUUUUUUUUUUUGGCACUGUGAUUCACAUCUCUUUGUAUUUAAAGCAUGUAAUAAACACCAAGGGCAUGUGACCCUAGGACCACAUCAAAAGCCGGAUGUAGAUUACACCUCAUUUGUAAUUCAACUGGAUCUUCUCCAAAAUUGGUAGAGCUAAAAAGUGGUUUGUUUUGGCACUGAUUAAAAAACAAACUUAUCUUCAUCAUCAUCAUCACAAUCUACUGAUAACAACACAAUACAUCAUCACUUAUUUACCACCAAAAUUGCAGCAUUUGACUUCAAGAAUACCUCAAGAAAUAGACCUGAUCGCGUUUCUUGGACGGAAUGAAAAUUUAAACCUGAAACCCCUGUAGAGGCCUUAAGGAAAAUUGUUAUUUCUGAUGUUCAAUAUGUGGGACAUGAAGCCACAAAUUGUACCAAUUUUCACAAUAAUAUAAAUGUCUUUGGCAUUUAGAAUUGAAGAUAGACCAGAGGCAGUAAUUGGCUACCUGUACCUUCUCUGAGCCAUUUUUAGGAUGGAAUCUGAAGAAAGUCUUCCUGCUUUGGAGCAGGCAUAUGUUCCCUCAUUUGCUCAGCCAUUCAACAACAGAUCAAAUAUUAAUAUAUGCCAUUGCCAUCCACUCUGUAUAAAAUUUUGCAAUUUAUGAUCUCUACUUUCAAUGCUCUUAUAAUCUGUAGAAUGGAUAAACUCUCAGCACUCUGAAGGGAUAGCAUUGCUGCUAGACGGAACGUUUAGUAAACAGCCUAGGGAACAAGAGGAGGUUCUGUGACCCAGGCAAAGCAUAUACACAACAGUGGAGAUGCACUUGGAGCAGGCCUGGCUUUACUUGAAGGCAUCAUUCUGCAAAAGUGAAAGGGAAGCCUUGGAACCCGAUGCUUUGAGAAAACAAAAGCUGAAAAGGAUAGAUUUAUAAUGAUAAUCCUGGGAAUAAUUCAACCACAUGUCUGCCAAGAAACAUUUUAGGAAUCAGACACUGAAUGUUUGACAUGGGAAUUGGGAUUGCAAUCCCUUUACAGUAGCCCUCAAGUUACCUUCCCACAAAAGAAUGAA
Messenger RNA from Canis lupus familiaris (dog), 3389 nucleotides. RefSeq names its product fibroblast activation protein alpha (gene FAP). NCBI's taxonomy places the organism in Eukaryota, Metazoa, Chordata, Mammalia, Carnivora, Canidae. Gene Ontology annotation, biological process: proteolysis. The transcript has 21 exons. Gene Ontology annotation, molecular function: serine-type endopeptidase activity; dipeptidyl-peptidase activity. The coding region runs from base 376 to 2301 and encodes 641 amino acids. The record is from RefSeq and is a predicted model, not a curated record.